AUGUCCAAAGAUAUCGUAUCAUUUAACGAAACUAUUUCUCCAGAUCAUCCCGUCUAUAAACCAGAAAAGGGUAGAUACUGGCUGUACAUUGCUGCUGGAUGCCCAUACGCUAGUAGAGCUCUAAUUACGAGAGCUCUUAAGGGCCUAAACAAUGUCAUCGGAGUCUCUGUUGCUCAAUGGAUGUUAGGUGAUGAAGGUUGGAAGUUUUUGCAAGCAGAUCCUAAAGAAAUGGGUGAAAAUGCUUAUAAAGUUGAUGGUGGUGUUCAUGGAUUUAAAGAUGACACGUCAGGCCCAAUUGGUGAUCUUCCUGAUGAUUCCUCUAGGUUAUUCAUCGAUGGAUCCUUCGACCCAAAUUACGGUGUAAAGAGUGUAAAAGAACUUUAUAUGAUGAGUAAUAAAGAUUAUAAAGGAUCAUUUUCUGUACCAAUCCUAUGGGAUUUAAAGACCAAGACUAUUGUUAAUAAUGAUAGUGGUGAAAUCAUUAGGAUAUUGAAUUCUUCCUUCAAUGAAUUUAUUGAUCCAAAUGAUGCUGAGAAAAAUGUCGAUUUAGCACCAAAGGAUCUAAUUAAGGAAUUGGAUGAUUAUAAUCAAUGGUUAGGUCCAAAUAUCAAUUAUGGUGUUUAUAAAGUUGGUUUAGCAAAGAGUCAAUCUAUAUUUGAAGAAGAAACUAUAAAAUUAUACAAUUCGCUUGACAAAGUUGAAAAUAAAUUGAAAUUAAGAUACGAAAAAUUAUCAAAAGAAUACAAGCUUGAAGAUGAAAUUUUGAAAAAGUUUUUCUUAUUUGUCGAUCAUAUCACAGAUGCUGAUAUUAGAUUAUUUACUACUAUAAUUCGUUUCGAUUCUGUUUAUAGUUACCAUUUCACUUGUAAUUACAAAUUGAUAAGAACAGAUUAUCCGCUAAUCUUAAAAUGGUUAAAGAACUUAUAUUGGAAUCAUCCAAGUUUCAAAGAAACUACAAACUUUGAUCAUAUUAAACUAUUUUACACACGUUCAAGAAAGCUUCGUAAUACUUUGAGUUUAACUCCAUUAGGUCCAAAACAUGAUAUUCCAACAUUAUAA
Molecule: messenger RNA, 1059 nt
Organism: Maudiozyma barnettii
Lineage: Eukaryota; Fungi; Ascomycota; Saccharomycetes; Saccharomycetales; Saccharomycetaceae
Exons: 1
Coding region: 1-1059 (352 amino acids)
Cellular component (GO): cytoplasm
Molecular function (GO): glutathione transferase activity
Source: RefSeq, a predicted model, not a curated record